AUGUGGGUAGAAAAGGAUUACUUAGAUGUUGUCAUAGAGGAUUUCUUAGUUGUCAUAGAGAAUCAUUUAGUUGAUGUCAUAGAGGAUCACUUAGCUGUUGUCAUAGAGAAUCACUUAGUUGAUGUCAUAGAGGAUCACAUAGUUGUUGUCAUAGAGGGUCACUUAGUUGUUGUCAUAGAGGAUCACUUAGUUGUCAUAGAGGAUCACUUAAUUGUUGUCAUAGAGGAUCACUUGGUUGUUGUCAUAGAGGAUCACUUGGUUGUUGUCAUAGAGGAUCACUUGGUUGUUGACAUAGAGGAUCACUUGGUUGUUGUCAUAGAGGAUCACUUAGCUGUUGUCAUAGAGGAUCACUUUGUUGUCAUAGAGGAUCACUUGGUUGUUGAAAUAGAGGAUCACUUGGUUGUUGACAUAGAGGAUCACGUAGUUGUCAUAGAGGAUGACUUCGUUGUUGUCAUAGAGGAUCACUUGGUUGUUGACAUAGAGGAUCACGUAGUUGUCAUAGAGGAUGACUUCGUUGUUGUCAUAGAGGAUCACUUGGUUGUUGACAUAGAGGAUCACUUAGUUGACAUAGAGGAUCACUUAGUUGUCAUAGAGGAUCACUUAGUUGUCAUAGAGGAUCACUUAGUUGUUGUCAUAGAGGAUCACUGGUUGUUUUCAUUGAGGAUCACUUGGUUGUUAGGAUCACUGGUUGUUGUCAUAGAGGAUCACUUAGUUGUUGACAUAGAGGAUCACUUAGUUGACAUAGAGGAUCACUUAGUUGUCAUAGAGGAUCACUUGGUUGUUGUCAUAGAGGAUCACUUAGUUGUUGUCAUAGAGGAUCACUUAGUUAUCAUAGAGGAUCACUUAGUUGUCAUAGAGGAUCACUUGGAUCACAAAGUUGUCAUAGAGGAUCACUUGGUUGUUGACAUAGAGGAUCACGUAGUUGUCAUAGAGGAUGACUUCGUUGUUGUCAUAGAGGAUCACUUGGUUGUUGACAUAGAGGAUCACUUAGUUGACAUAGAGGAUCACUUAGUUGUCAUAGAGGAUCACUUAGUUGUUAUAGAGGAUCACUUAAUUGUCAUAGAGGAUCACUUGGUUGUUGUCAUAGAGGAUCACUGGUUGUUAGGAUCACUGGUUGUUGUCAUAGAGGAUCACUUAGUUGUUGACAUAGAGGAUCACUUAGUUGACAUAGAGGAUCACUUAGUUGUCAUAGAGGAUCACUUGGUUGUUGUCAUAGAGGAUCACUUAGUUGUUGUCAUAGAGGAUCACUUAGUUAUCAUAGAGGAUCACUUAGUUGUCAUAGAGGAUCACUUGGAUCACUUGGUUGUUGUCAUAGAGGAUCACUUAGUUGACAUAGAGGAUCACGUAGUUGUCAUAGAGGAUGACUUCGUUGUUGUCAUAGAGGAUCACUUAGUAGUUGUCAUAGAGGAUCACUUCGUUGUCAUAGCAGAUAACUUGGUUGUUGACAUAGAGGAUCACUUAGUUGACAUAGAGGAUCACGUAGUUGUCAUAGAGGAUCACUUCGUUGUUGUCAUAGAAGAUCACUUGGUUGUUGACAUAGAGGAUCACUUAGUUGACAUAUAG
Molecule: messenger RNA, 1563 nt
Organism: Biomphalaria glabrata
Lineage: Eukaryota; Metazoa; Mollusca; Gastropoda; Planorbidae
Exons: 6
Coding region: 1-1563 (520 amino acids)
Source: RefSeq, a predicted model, not a curated record